Argentina anserina (silverweed cinquefoil) is the source of this 1528-nucleotide messenger RNA. RefSeq lists its product as uncharacterized. The transcript is spliced from 5 exons. Bases 1 to 1353 code for a protein of 450 amino acids. The record is from RefSeq and is a predicted model, not a curated record. Lineage: Eukaryota; Viridiplantae; Streptophyta; Magnoliopsida; Rosales; Rosaceae.
AUGGCCGCCGACUACGAACCUCCUUCUUUCUCUCUCGGAUUCGAUUUCGGGUUCGAUUCGGAGCUCCAAACAGCCCCUCCGCCCGAGUCCCCGGUUGAAGCUAAAGUAGACGAAGAGAUCGAGCCGCAGAUCGAGCCGCCGAAGCGUGGGCUGAAGCGUGGGCUGCCGGAGAAGCGGGAGCUCCCGACGACGCCGUUUUGGAGCAUUGAAGAUGACAUCGAAGACUUCUCUUCUCCCGAGGAGACUGUUCAAGAUGUGCAUCGGUCAACACAAUACCAAACAUCCUGUAGUAGUUCUAAAGUCUCAUUACGUGGAAAUGGGGUUUUAACAUCUCAGUCAUCCUACCAUGGCAUUGGAAAGAAAAAGAAUCACAUUUCAGAUGUCCCAGCUUCUGUGAGUUUGGAGGCAAGCCGCAAAGAAUUUGUUUUUCCAAAGUUGACUACCAGUCCGCUUCGUAGGUUUCAGUUAAUUGAUUCUGAUUCUGAUGAUCCUUCUGUUAGUCAUAGUGUCAGUAGGAUUAAUUAUAAGCUUGAUUCAUCUUCAAAGAAGCAACACAGUAACCCAGGCCAUUCUGCAUCUACUAGUGGAACAAACAAAAACGCAUCUACAAGUAUGCCUGAAGAUGUUGAUUUCUGGAAAAGCUUUAGUCCGAUCAAGAAGUUCAAUAUUCCAACACCUACUUUAGAUGAGGCAUGUCAAGAAUACUUCCAAUCUGCAAAGGAUAGAACUAGUCACACAAACAAGAAUUUUCAUAAAACGACAUCUAGUGGCCAAGAUGUUGAACAAUUCUGGAAUGUGGCUGAUCCCCUUCCACCUGCCCACCAUUACUUUUUCCACAGUGAUCCACAGAUUCGAAAUUUAGUCUGCAGUCGGUUGCAAAACUUUUUCCCCUUGGGUGCUGUUAAUGUCAGUGGAAAUCAACAAAAUGGUGCAUCAGUUAUUGAUUACAUGGGUCAAUUUAGCACUGGAGAAGCUUCAAAACAGACAGUGAAUCAGAGACAAAAUAUGUCAAAGAUAUCAAAUGUUGAAGAUGUCUUGCAUGGUUCUAAUAGCUGGGUGAACCCAAAAGGUAAAGCAACACAGAAAGGUAGUGUCAAGAAGAGUACAAAUAAGGGGAGAAAUAAGUCCAAAAAACGGAUUCAAGAAAAUGUACAAUCUUCGGGUGAAUGGCGCACACCUGAAAGUGGCCAAGCUAGUCGACAAUCAGGUGGUCGUUGGUAUACAUCUGGUGGAAGGAAGGUUUAUGUCAGUAAAUCUGGGCAGAAUUUAUCAGGUCCAACAGCCUGGAAUCUGUAUUCAAAGGAAAGUGGCAAAGGGCCUGCGAAGGCCAGAAAAGGGAAAGCCAGAAAAUAAAACAGUUAGAGUUCAUGCCAUAGACCCAAAAUUUUUCUGUAACAAAAAAAAUGUUUUUUAUUUUUUAUUUUUAUAAUUCCUGUUGUAUGAACAUAACAUCAUCGAUUUGAUUUAGAUAAAGCCUUCCUAUUCCAACUUUUAAGACUGUUUGGCCAAGAUGAUAUCAGGAUAUAUA